Messenger RNA from Acanthopagrus latus (yellowfin seabream), 7336 nucleotides. Its product is annotated as calmodulin-regulated spectrin-associated protein 3-like. Gene Ontology annotation, molecular function: calmodulin binding; microtubule minus-end binding; spectrin binding. The record is from RefSeq and is a predicted model, not a curated record. NCBI's taxonomy places the organism in Eukaryota, Metazoa, Chordata, Actinopteri, Spariformes, Sparidae. Bases 1069 to 5883 code for a protein of 1604 amino acids. The transcript is spliced from 19 exons. Gene Ontology annotation, cellular component: microtubule minus-end. Gene Ontology annotation, biological process: negative regulation of microtubule depolymerization; cytoplasmic microtubule organization; neuron projection development.
AGAAAAUUGGCUUGGGGCUUAAAGGGUUAAUGUCAAGGUGAAUGGACACUUUCUCCACCUUUGUGUUGUCUAACAGUACACAUAAUCAUGAAGUUGCAGCUAUGUAUUUGCCUUGAACUGCAGUGUUAUGUUGACCAUAAGCACGAUUGUUUGAGAAUGAGGAGCUGAGAACUGUGUGAUUCACCGUACCGGAAACGUGAUUGAGCGACUGAACGAUAUGAACGAUUCUUUCUGCCGAACUGACCGACGGGAACUGAAACUCGACAUCGAGCGAUGAAAUCCGCCUCCGAUACUCAAGUCCAGAGUGUCUUCAUGGGUGAGACUGGAUUAAAUAUGGAGCUGAAGUCAACAAACAGAACUGCUGCAGGUUCUUGAUUAAUGUAAACCUGCUGGAGAGGAACCAGGAUUUAGACUCUGUCCUCUGUGUGUGUUUAUGUCUGUGUAUUCAUGUAUUUAUGUUUGCCUCCAUUGCUUCCUCUCACUGGGUCACCUGGUCAGUGACAGGCCGGGGUGAAGCUGAUGCCUUGCUCAAGGGCUCCUCCCUGUGGCAGGAGGGGGAAACAAGUCACUGACAUUGUCACGUAUCCUCAGCACAUUUAUUAAAACUCUUAUCUUAAAGGUAAAAACAGUGAUUUUUUUUUUUUUUUUUAUUCCUCAGCACAUUUAUCGACUCCUGUCUGCUGCUGCUGCCUUCACGUGUGUCGUAAAUCUGAACCUCAGAGGAGUAUGUCACUGUGACGUCCCCACUGGCCGGCGUGUGACGUGGCCGGGGGCGUGGAGCCGGCUGACAGCCUGCGUGAGGUAUCUGAAUCUCCAUUAACACAUUUCUGAUUCAUCUCUGUUGACAUAUCGAGCCUCGUCUUUCUGUCUCCAUCCUCCCUGUUUGACUCCUUCUCAUCGUGACAUCAUUUGUAUGUUUCAGUCUGCAUCACAGGGUCCUCCUCCCUCUCUCCUCCUCCUCCUCCUCUUCCUCGGUGUCUCCUCUUCCUCUCCCAUCCCUCCUCCUCCUCCUCCUCACAUUUCCCCGGUGCUGCUGCUGCUGCCUCCUCCGUGCGUCGCGGCGCGGCCAUGGUGGACUCUCCCCAAGCGAUGAAGAAGACCUUCUCGGUGCCGGAGAUCAAGCCGCUGGACCAGUACGACUUCACCCGGGCCAAGAUCUGCGCCAGCGUCCGGUGGCUGCUGUCGAAAUCGUACGGCUCUGCAGAAAAUGUUCCCGUGGAGUUUCGGGACCCUCUCUACAAGGACCAGUAUGAACAAGAGCACCUCAAACCGUCCGUCUCCAAGCUGCUCCUCUCCCCGGAGAUCUACUGCCGAGCCCAGGCCCUGCUGGCCCGGACGCAGGGACCCCCGGCCGAUAACUCCGCCCUGCUGCAGUUCCUCAUCAAGAAAGGUUUCGCUCCAAAGGUCCUGGAUGCAGACGUCACCGAGGAGGACCUCAGCUGCGUCCCCAUCAAGACGAAAGCCCACCUCGCCGUGAUCGACGCCCUGAUGACGCUGGCUGCCAAAGAGGCGGUGGGCAGGGUGAAGAUGGCGGUGGAGGCGGAGCAGAUGGGCGUCGGGGCUCCGUGGGAGAACGCUCUGCUCUUCUGGGUCAACAGGCUGAACCAGAAGUUGAGAGAAAUCACAGAAGACGACGAGCCGCCCAAGUCGCAGACGUGUACAGACCUGCAGCCUGCUCAGGACGCGUGUCAGUCCACCCGCUGGUACUGGAAACUAGUCCCCCAUGCUAUCGCUUUUUGUUUGAAGGAGUCGGGGAAUAAGCCGCCAGUGAUCCGCUACAGGAAGGACCAAGUGCAGUCUAAGCUGACUCCUACUUUCCCUCUGGUUUGUGCGGUCAAAGAUUUGUCUAAUGGCUGCGCGAUAGCUGCUGUGUUACACUACUACUGCUCCAGCCUGCUGCCUCUAGAGGAUGUGUGUCUGAAGGACACCAUGUCGGUGGCCGACAGUCUCUACAACCUGCAGCUGAUUAAAGAGUUCUGUGAGAGCAGUUUGCAGAGCUGCUGCCCGCUCGCUGUGGAGGACCUGCUCUACGCUCCACCGCUUCUACAUAUGAAUAUCAUGAGUUUCAUAGCUGAGCUGCUGGAGUGGUUUGAGGUCAAGAAGCCUGAAUUCGUCAAACCCAUCCAACCCAUCGACCUCACAGAUGUCUCAGGGUUACUAGACUGUACAAGCCCUGUCAAUGGAAACAGCAACAGUGGUUCCCCUUCCUUUAUCUUAAAACAAUCCUUUGUGCCCAUCUCCUCUCCGGUGUCACCAGAAAACAAAAGUUGGACAAAGAAACAAAUCAGUCGUCCUCUGUCAGCAGUGACUUUCAGCAUCCCAUUUGGGCUGGACAGUGAUGUUGACAUUGUCAUGGGAAACCCAAUAGAUUCUGUCUUUCGCUCUGCCAGCACUGACAGCCUCACCACAGGCAUCCCUGCAAUGACUUCACCGGUGAAAUCAGCAGGGAUGAAUCAUGUCCCGUACGGCCCUCCAGAGGACUUCAGCCACCUGGUCAGUGCUUCUGCACCAUCGCAGCGCUCGUCCUGGGGCCCUUACGCACACACAACACCACUGGGAGAGCUGCCGACCAUCGAGGAGGCGCUACAGGUUGUGCAUUCUCCUGGCAACAAAGAUCGGCGGAAGGGAAGGACAGCAGAGAAAGCAGGAAAGGUCGUGUUGGGAGGAAGGCCGGAGCCCAGGUUACGUCCUGAAGGAGCCCCUGCUGGGUUCUUCCUACAUUCCCCUGAGGAGAAUAACCCCCAGCUCAGUAGCUCAGCUCCGAGUCGCUCUGGAGUCCUCUACCGGCCUGUAGGAGGAGAGACGGGUGAUACUAAAAGGCAAGGAAGGGGAGAAAAGAGGGACAGACCAGAUCGCACCUCCGAUAUGUCUCGUGAUGACGACUCUGUUCUACGAGAUGGUAGCGUUGACUCCUCUGAAGCAUCCGAUGAUAACCCUAGAAACGCCCCGGGUAAUAUGCGACCCGGUAACGGUCGCCAAGGAAACAACAGUACCGGCAACAGUCCACGCAUGACAAACUUUGCUGAGCGACGAGACAGCAGAAAAAGACAUUCCGCCGCUCCCGGGGAGGAGUCAACCUCUGCUCCGACCCCAACAACCCCAGGCACUCCACAUACACCCUCCACACCAGGAGGGCCACCUGGCCGCCAGGACAGCCCAGGUCCCAGAGGCCCUGAACCAGGAUCUGAAGCCUGGGAGUUGGGUGUUCGUUUAGAGGAGAAACGUAAAAGUAUUGAAGCUCAAAAGAGACGCAUUGAAGCCAUCUUCGCCAAACACAGACAGAGACUUGGAAAAACUGCGUUCCUUCAACUGAAAAGAGAGCAAGGAGAGGGAGGAGGAGUGGGAGCGGAGGAGGAUAAUCUUACCCUGGAGGAGCGCCUCACAUGCAUGGAGGAGCAACUGAAACAGGAGGAAGAGAAGGAAAAGAAAGAGACAGAAAAAGAUGGAGAGAAGGAGAAAGAGAAGCCAUCUGCCUCCAAUCCUCCUCGCUUAGAGAAGCAGGUCACAUUCUCUAUUGAAAGUAAGAAAGGGGCAGAGAAAGAAAAGGAAGCAGAGAAAGAGAAAGGAGGUGAAGGUGUCCUUGUAGAGUAUAAUGAAGUGGUGCAAAAACUGAGUGAAGCCCUGCAGUCACUACAGAAAGACAUGCAGAAACUUACAGAACAACAACAGCAGCUCAUGAGCAACCAAAGACCCAGAAAUACACCCAAAGUCACUACUCCAAAAUCAACCACCAGAAGUAAUGCCAAAACACAAUCCAAAACGCCUCCUCACACCCCGACCAAGACACCACCAAGAACCCCAACAAAGACACCAACAAGGAGUACCACAAAGGCUUGGGUUAUUCCUGCUGGAUCCACUACUGCUUCCUCUCCAUCACGUCGUUCCCAAGCCCUUGCCUCCCCAAAAACUCAAAUCAUCUCUUCCUCCUGCCCAGCUCCUCGCACUAAGAUCCACUCCUCCUCCACUCCUCGCAGCCCCAAGCACCACCCACGUCCCCAACAUCAGCCUCACCCACGGCCUUCCGAACUCAAGUUCCCGCCACUCAACCGUGUGUUGACACCAACCCACAAUGUGGACACCCUACCCCACUUGCGCCGUGUGUCCCCCAGCAAGUGUCAGGUUCAGACCACCUCUUCCUUCCGUAUCGGUGGGCCUCGGACUCCUCAAGAGUCACCUCAGUCUGUCCAGCAGGCUCAGCAGGAUGAGUGCACCUCAGACACAGGCUCGAGUGAGACACCAACUCAGUUCAGCCUGGAGCUGGAGCAGGAGGAAACAGAGUCAGUAGGAGGGCUGCCGAUCUUAACACAACCCAGACAUGAUCGCCCGAGGGGUGCUGGUGGAAGCAGCUCCGGAGCUCCUUCCGAAUGUUCUUUUGAGAGCGAGACUUUGUCCAUUUCUGCUGCCUACAGCGCAGCAGGUGAAGGUGGGAGAGGUGGAGGUGCAGGGAAACAGUGCAGCCUGAUUGAGGUCUCAUUUUCAUCUCAUGGAGGGCCUGAGGCGAGCAGCGAUGAACCAACCGAUGAAGGGCAGGAGUUUUCUUCUGAUUCUAUGAGCGACCACAUGGAAUCGGCUGUGGAACCUGUCAGAAGACUUGUUGCAGAACCCCUAGACCCCAUAGAGCAGCUGGAACUGGCCAUGGGAGCCAUCGACUUGACAGAACAACAAACUGAAUCCAAAGAGGAGGAGAAAAGACCUGCUGAAACUUUGGAACCAAGUGGAGAACAGAAUGAGCUGGGAACGACUGAAACUUUGGAGCCAAGUGGAGAACAGAAUGAGCUGGGAACAAAGGGAGGACUUCAGUUCUUCUUUAAGGAGGAGGUACGUGGUGAGGAGGAGAUGGCCCAGCGUCGAGCUCUACUCUUGGAAAAACAGCAAAGGAGAACUGAGGAGCUGAAGAAGAGGCGACAGUGGCAUGAGCAAGAGAGGGAAAACAGGCCGGAUUCCUCACACAAAAGAAUGGGGUCUCCCUCCAAUACACCUCCUGUAGGCACAACUUCACCUUCACCGACACCUCCUGCUACACCAGCCCGCCGAGGAGACUUUACACGAGGGGAGUAUGCGCGUCGACAGCAACUCAGGAUCAUGGAUGAUUUGGACAAAGUGCUCCAGCAGCAGCAGAAAUCAACCAAUCAAGGACGAUCUUCCGCUAAGAAAACCCGCUCCCGGCCUCGCAGCAUGACCAGGGAGGAAACAAAGCUCUCUCUGAGUCCAGCUAAGGGAACUGCUGGAGCUAAGUUGACCAAAGUGUACUCCCACUCCUCCCUCAACCUGGCAGCCACGGACGAGGCAGGGAGCAAAAGUGCAAACCCUACAAAGAAACCCAACAGCCGUCCUGGUUCACCUGCAGGCUGCAUGACGCCGAGUAAACUGGUAACUCAGAACGGAGAAUGGGACAGUGGUUCCAAUGGUACCUCGCCGGCCCCAGAAUACACAGGUCCAAAGCUCUUCAAAGAACCGAGCUUCAAGUCCAACAAGUUCAUCAUUCACAACGCGCUCUCUCGCUGCUGCCUCGCCGGAAAGGUCAACGAGACACAAAAGAACAAGAUAGUGGAGGAGAUGGAAAAGAGUCCGGCCAACCACUUCCUCAUCCUCUUCCGUGAUUCCAGCUGUCAGUUCAGGGGCGUUUACACCAUGAACACCGACUCCCAGGAGCUCGUGCGACUGGCUGGCGUGGGCCCACGGACAAUUAGCUCCGCCCAGGUGGAGUCCAUCUACAAAUACAGCUCAGACAGGAAGCAGUUUAGCACCAUCCCCUCUAAAACCAUGGGCAUGAGUGUGGACGCCUUCACAAUCCCCGGCCAUCUUUGGCAGGGAGGAGGAGGAGCGGCGGGCGGAGGAAGCAGGAGAGCGAGCAUCACUAAGAAGGCAGUAAUUUCCAAGUGAGGAACAUGACACAUCGCAGUGGCAGAUAAUUAAAGAAAACACUGUAAUCACACUGUAAUUAGAGUGGAAACUGUUGUAAAGUAUGAAAUACAGUAGGAGGAUGAGGGGGAGGAAGAGUUACAAAUAAGGCAGUCGUUUCUUUUUCCAAGUGAAGAACAUCUUACAUCUCAGUGACAGAUAAUGAAAGAAAACACUAUAAUGAUAGUGAAAACUGUAGUCACGUAUAAAAACAUGCACACAGUCGAGCCUUUAGCCACGUGUGUGCAUACAUACACUUUACCUCUCUUGCCCUGGGACAUUACAACAAAUACAAAACAUUAAGAAAUGAUUUGUACUCCUCCUUUCUGUGCACGGAAAACGUUAACAGCACAGCUUUUCCUUUCCUUAAACGGACACACUCACAUCCAGAGUGUACCGAGGAAGUUUUUGUAAACAUGUUCAGUUCAAAUCGCACAAGGAAGUUACUUUUAAAAAGUCUCGAUACUUCUACUUUCAUUGUUUAAAGUACAAAACUCAAAAAUGACUUUUUUUUUCCUUUAUGAAGAAAAAAGGAAACUUUACGAAGCUUUUUAUUUGAAAAACACUGACUUUCAUAAGACACACGAUUACCGUCUGUUCCCUGUCUGCUAGUAGAGCACCAGUUUUGUACGUUACGCCAAACAACAGAGAAAAUGCCUUCUUGUGUCAGCGUGACCGGCAGGACCUUUUGUCUUGUCCGAGUUACGGCUGUCAGUAGGUGGAUUAAUUAAAGCACAUGUGUUUUGCAAAAUGAAAGAUAGCCAUAAUCAUACGUCGCAGAGAGCGGAAGUGAACGUCAAACGUCUGUAAAGGUGUCGGUGGUCUUCAGAGACGACGACCGCAGCAGCAUGGAGGGUUAUUUACUGUAUGUGGUAUAAACUUACUUUGAAAACAAUAUCACAGUGAAAAUUGAAUGUUUGAUGACACUAUGUUGACAAUGGGUAUAUGUAUGAGUUUCAGAUGCCAAUUAAACAACGCUGAGCUAAUUGCAUAUUGAGGAUGACAUGUCAUGCCAAACUUACAUUUAGAAGUACCUGCAUUGUGGUGCUCUCUGUUAGGGAUGGGUCCUGAUGGCUGAGUCUAGUUUGUAUCCAAGACACAGAUUUUGUUAAGCUCUGCAGCCAAAAAAAAAAAAAUCUCUUAUUGGAUCUUUUGUUGUGAAUCUCAGUUGAUACAGUUGAUAUUCGCUGGAUGAUCAAACAGGAGCAGGAAGAUGAUACUGACUGAAAAAACAGAACUUAUUGUUUUAACUAAAAGAUCAAAAUAAGGAUUUGGAUAGAAGCAGAUUCAGAGCUGGAUCCAAAUUUAUUACGAUGCUAUCGGGCCUCAUCCUUACCUUUAUUAGAGUGCACACAAUUAAAUCGGUGUGUUUCAGAACCAGCAUUCAUGUAUGAAAUAACAAACAGACUGGAUUAAACUCCACAGAUCAACUGUU